AUGCGCCUGAGCCUCCUCGUCGUCGCCGCUGCGGCCGCCGUCGCGUCGGCCACCAAGGUCAUCCUCCCUCUCUACGAGUGGAGCGAGGACUGCUGGCCAGAGCUUCAGCAGGCAGCCGCCGAGAACCCGUCCCUCGAGUUCAUCCUCAUCUUCAACCCUAACUCGGGGCCCGUCACCGACCCGACCGACCCGUCCAUGUACUGCGUCCCUCGCCUGCGCAAGCUGCUCCCGACCUCGACCUUCAUCGGCUACGUCCCGACCGGCUACGGCGACCGCGCCGCCGCCGCCGUCAAAGCCGACGUCGCGACGUACAAGAAGUGGAGCUCGAUCAAGGUCGACAAGGCCGGCUCGACCGCCAAGCUCGACGGCAUCUUCUUUGACGAGGCGGCGUGGGACCCGACCAAGACCAACCUCGCGCUCUACUCGGGCUACGCCAACGCCGUGAGGGCAGCUUUCGGCUCCAAGGGCAAGAGCACGGUCGUGUUCAACCCGGGCACGGUCGUCAGCGCCAACUUCUACAAGUACGCCGACAUCGUCGUCUCGUUCGAGACGUACGCCAACGAGUGGAAGGGCACCGCCUCGCUCCCCUCGUCCGCCCUCGUGCCCAAGUCGGCCAUCAUGCUCCACACGUACACGGGCAACGCCUCGACCGCCCUCGCGGCCACCGUCCGCCAGAUCGUGCCGCGCGCCGCCGCCGUCUUCAUCACCGACGUCUCGCUCGACAAGGAGGACGUCUACAAGCGCUUUGGCGCCAACUGGCUCGCGUUCUGCAAGGACGUCGCUCGGUACAGCGCGUGA
This is a messenger RNA of Rhodotorula graminis WP1, 798 nucleotides long. RefSeq lists its product as uncharacterized. Lineage: Eukaryota; Fungi; Basidiomycota; Microbotryomycetes; Sporidiobolales; Sporidiobolaceae. The record is from RefSeq and is a predicted model, not a curated record. Bases 1 to 798 code for a protein of 265 amino acids. The transcript is spliced from 4 exons.